Messenger RNA from Eucalyptus grandis, 1581 nucleotides. Its product is annotated as protein DETOXIFICATION 21. Gene Ontology annotation, cellular component: membrane. Gene Ontology annotation, biological process: xenobiotic detoxification by transmembrane export across the plasma membrane. The record is from RefSeq and is a predicted model, not a curated record. NCBI's taxonomy places the organism in Eukaryota, Viridiplantae, Streptophyta, Magnoliopsida, Myrtales, Myrtaceae. Bases 1 to 1581 code for a protein of 526 amino acids. Gene Ontology annotation, molecular function: xenobiotic transmembrane transporter activity; antiporter activity. The transcript is spliced from 8 exons.
AUGGCAAUGGAGGGAGAGGCCACCAAGAAGCUACUGAAAAAAUCAGUAGCAGUGAAAGUUGGUGAUGGUGGUGAGGAUGAACCACUGAAGGACAGGAUAUGGAGUGAGACCAAGAAGAUGUGGAUUAUCACAGCGCCUGCAAUAUUCACCAGAUUCUCGAACUUCGGGAUCUAUAUCAUCAGUCUAUCUUUUAUCGGCCACCUCGGCUCCACUGAAUUGGCUGCCUAUUCUCUCGUCUGCACCGUCCUCCUCAGAUUCGUAAAUGGCACCCUGCUCGGCAUGGCAAGUGCUCUAGUGAUCCUAUGUGGCCAGGCCUAUGGUGCGAAGCAGUACCACAUGCUCGGAGUGUACCUCCAGAGGUCGUGGAUUGUCCUAACAAUAUGCUCCAUCUUUCUAGUUCCUCUGUUCAUCUUCACUGCACCACUUUUAAAGGCCUUAGGUCAGGAAGACAAAAUUGCAGAUGCUGCUGGAGAAAUCUCCCCCUGGUUGAUCCCGAUCCUCUUCGCCUUCAUCAUGUCUUUCACCUGCCAAAUGUUUCUCCAAGCGCAGAGUAAGAACAUGAUCAUUGCUUACAUAGCGGCGCUCUUGGUGGUGGUUCAUCUAUGUCUCUCAUGGCUAUGGACCACAAAAUACAAGUUUGGAAUUCAAGGCGCUAUGGCUUCCACCAUUUUGGCAUAUUGGCUCCUUAAUAUUGGACAACUCGUGUUUGUGAUGUGCGGAGGUUGCCGAGAUACAUGGAAUGGUUUCUCCAGUUCGGCCUUCAAGGACUUGUGGCCAGUGAUCAAGCUCUCGGUAUCAUCUGGCGCCAUGCUAUGUCUCGAGCUGUGGUACAACACGGUGUUGGUUCUUCUAACAGGCAACAUGGAAAACGCGGAGGUUUCCAUCAAUGCGCUCGCUAUCUGCCUCAACAUCAAUGGUUGGGAAAUGAUGAUUUCUCUCGGUUUCUUGGCUGCAGCAAGCGUUCGAGUAUCUAAUGAACGAGGAAGAGGGAGCUCAAGAUCGGCAAAGUUCUCAAUCACGAUGACAGUGCUCACAUCCUUCGGCAUUGGAUUUGCUUUCUUUGUGUUCUUCCUCUUCUUCAGGGGGCGUCUGGCUUAUAUUUUCACCGAGAGCGAUGAGGUGGUCAAUGCCGUGGCUGAUUUGUCCCCUCUUCUGGCUAUUUCCAUACUUUUGAACAGCGUCCAACCGGUUUUAUCGGGAGUCGCCGUUGGAGCUGGUUGGCGGAGCACAGUACCCUACGUCAACAUCUUGAGCUAUUACCUAGUUGGGAUUCCGGUGGGAGUCGUGCUUGCCUAUAUUCUAAGUAUGCAAGUGAAAGGCGUGUGGGUUGGAAUGCUGUUCGGAACCUUCGUUCAGACAGUAGUACUGAUCGUUAUUACCUUCAGAACUGAUUGGGAUAAGCAGGUAUUACUAGCUCGAACACGCGUUAACAAGUGGUUCGUGGCUGAAGAAGGAUCACGCAAGGCAGAACGGGUGUAUGAUUCAAUCUUUUUCUCGUUCUCCUCUUAUUAUUGUGGAGAUAACGAAGAAUUCUCUGUCGCAUCUGAAUAUCUCCAAUUCCUAGCAAGGGAACUGAUUUGA